AUGAGCAACAGCUCCAACUGCAGCGAGACAGACCUCAAGCCCUACUACGCCGUCACCUACACGGUGAUCCUGAUCCCCGGGCUCAUCGGGAACACCCUGGCCUUGUGGGUCUUCUAUGGCUACAUGAAGGAAACUAAAAGGGCCGUGAUAUUUAUGAUCAAUUUAGCCAUUGCUGACUUAUCACAGGUGCUGUCCUUGCCCCUGAGGAUUUUUUACUACCUGACGGGCACGUGGGAGUUCGGAGGAGGUCUCUGCAUGUUCUGCUUCUACCUGAAGUACGUCAAUAUGUACGCCAGCAUCUACUUCUUGGUGUGCAUCAGCGUGAGGAGGUACCUGUUCCUCAUGCACCCCUUCAAAUUCAGUGACUGCAGGCGUGUCUGUGAUGUCUACAUCAGCAUCGUGGGCUGGGUCCUGGUCUGUGUGGGCUGCCUGCCCUUCCCGCUCCUCAGGAUGCAGCACCAGGAGGAUAAAAACUCCUGUUUUGUGGAUCUUCCCAUCAAGAAACUCGACCUCCCCACCUCCAUCACGCUGAUGACCAUAGGGGAGUUGGUGGGGUUCGUGACCCCCCUGCUCAUCAUCCUGUACUGCUCCUGGAAGACAAUCUUAUCACUAAAAGAGAGGCACUCUGCUUCCCGGGACCUGGGCGAGAAGAAAAAGGCUUUAAAGAUGAUCCUCACCUGCGCCCUGGUGUUCCUGAUUUGCUUUGCACCUUAUCACAUCAGCUUCCCGCUGGAUUUCUUUGUGAAAACCGGGCAGAUCCGGGAGGGCUGCGUGCAGAUCUCGGUGUUCCACGCCGUGGCUUUGUGCCUCGCCAGCCUCAACUCCUGCGUGGAUCCCAUCAUCUACUACUUCACCACGGACGAGUUCAGGAGACGCCUCUCCAGGCAGGAUCUGCAGGACAGCAUCCAGCUCCAGCCCCUCAGCUACGGCAGGAAGCACUCCAGGGAUGUGCUUGGGGAGGACACCACGGAAUACUAG
Vidua macroura (Pin-tailed whydah) is the source of this 978-nucleotide messenger RNA. RefSeq names its product G protein-coupled receptor 174 (gene GPR174). The transcript has a single exon. Gene Ontology annotation, molecular function: G protein-coupled receptor activity. Lineage: Eukaryota; Metazoa; Chordata; Aves; Passeriformes; Viduidae. Gene Ontology annotation, cellular component: membrane. Gene Ontology annotation, biological process: positive regulation of Rho protein signal transduction; phospholipase C-activating G protein-coupled receptor signaling pathway. The record is from RefSeq and is a predicted model, not a curated record. Bases 1 to 978 code for a protein of 325 amino acids.